CGGGGGGGGGAGGCGUGGGUAAGGCCGGCAUGAAGGAGAGGUGAAGCGGGAGGACGACCGGCGGGAGGAGGAGCGGGGAGGGUCCGACGUUCCCAUGAAGGACUGGGAGACGACCGGAGGACGGGAGGCGAGAGAGACGCGCGCUCCGGGAGCAGAGGAAGGCACGAUGAGCGCUGCAGGCGAGGAGGUGGCUCCGCCUCCUCCGCCUCCUCCUCCUCUUCCGCCUCUUCCUCCUCCAGACGAGAUGGAGUGCAAGAUCUGCUACCAGCGCUACAACCUGCGGAACCGCCGGCCCAAAGUCCUGGCCUGCCUCCACCGGGUGUGCGCCCGCUGCCUCGGCCGCAUCCUGGACGCGGCCGAGGGCGGAUCCCUCGCCAUCUCCUGCCCCUUCUGCCGCCGCGAGACCGGCGUGAGCGGCCGCCGGCUGCUGCUGUCCGAGCUGCCGGACGACGCCGGCGUCGUGGGCCGCCUGUCGACGCGCGACAAGUCCUGGAGCUCCGACCUCAGCGGCGGCGAGCUGCUGCUGACCCCCGGCAGCCUCGCCGCCGCCUCCCCGUCCUCCUCCGCCUCCAGCCCCUCGCGCCGGUCCUCCCACUGCCUGGUCAUCACCGUCGUGGAGGUGCCCGGAGAGCCUCCCUCGGAGCUGAACACGGAACAGAGCCUGGACUCCCUGUCGACGGGCUCCGAGGGGCUGCCGGAACGGGACGUCCUGUUCAAGGCGUGCACCCACGUCCCUAGCGUGCUGCUGUGGCUGCUGGGCUUCUUCUACCUGAGCUCGCUGCCGCUGGGAAUCUACCUGUUGGUGAUCCAAAGGGUGACCCUGGGCGUGGUGUGUGUGAGCCUGGUGCCCUCUAGCCUCACCGUCUGCCUGGUCUACGGCAUUUGCCUUCUAGUGCCUCUGCCAGGGCGCGAGUGACCUCCAGGGGAGGGGUGAAUGAGCGGUACAGGAGCCUGAUGGCGGGGCCACCGGGACCCCCAGGGCGGUGAGACCCCCAGCCGGUGAGACACCGACGAGGUCCUUUAAAGAGGUCCACGGUCCAGAAUUUAAGGGUUGUUGUGUUUUUCAAAAAAUAUGUGAAUUAAAGGCAUGUCAGGUGAUGCGAUGCGAGUGGAAUCCCCGGUAGCUGAUCAGUGCAAUCGGGGUAUUAAAAAGGGAUUUGUGUUAAGACUCUCCCAAAGUCGAAAUCUGUAAAUUCUGUCUAUGAAAUGGUUCAACACAUCAUACUAACAAGCCUGUAUGCCGACGACCUAUGACUUCUGAGCAUAUCUAUUAGUUGUAAUGUGUAUCUGCUUCUGCCCUCCUUACAAUACAAUUGGACAUUUCCAUUUCAAACCUAUUAAACAUUUUAAAUAAGUCAGUGACUAACUCACUGUGGGAUUAGACGGCACAGGUGCAUGGAUUCACCUUCAACCGUUGUUCGGUCCCCCGUGAGAAAACAGAUUGCAUCAUGGGUGAUCGAUGUCCUCUGGACCGACUCAGGUGUUGUUGUGGCGACAGGUGGUGUUUAUAUGACGCAACGCAGCUCACAUUCUGACAAUGGUUUCUUUCUUGGUGCCGUUCACAUGAACCUCCGAAGAUCACUUCUGGCGAGUCGGUCGAUGUUACUUUUCCAGACAGUGAUGCCUGCCUAUUCCUUGCUAUAUGGCAGACGUACAUUACUCAUAAACAUAGUAAUGAUAAUACUUAUCUAAGGACAUGUGGCCAACAACGUGAAACAAAAGUCACUGUUCCCUCUUCAAAAUACAUUUGACUUUUGUGACUUUUGUGCCCGGCCGAGAUCAUGAGAUAUCUGAAGUCUGAGGAACCUGAGGCUGUAAACUAAUCUAUUGAUGAAGAGACACUCUGUAUACUAGAGGUCACCUCUUCUGUCCACCUAGCCAACUGCAAAGAGACAGAUGGCAAAACAACCGACUACAAUGUACAAUGCUAAAGGGGUGGUUACUUUAAGGGGCUUGCACCACGCCCCAACACACACCAACACACAGCUAUAGAAUGCGGGCCCAGGUUGACCAAAGCCUAUUGGACAUGUUCACCACCAAUAACCUCCAACCUUUAACCGCCAACAGACGCCACCACGAGGGGGCACACUGGCCCCAUGCGGGCGUUUGUGGACGCAUUUUGGAGCAUCAGUGAGCACUUUAACAUGUCAUUAAUUAGGUAUUUCAAAAGCUUAAUUAAGGUUCUAAGAGAUUAGAGAGUUAAAACCUUUCUCAAUCUGCGUUCUUGUCUGUAUCUGUGUCGUUGUAUAAUGUCAUCUUUUGCAGUCCAAUUACUGUCCCAAUAUACAAGUUUGCAUUUCGCGAAGAACAGAGUAUUCUCGAAACGUUUUUCAGCGGAUGCAACGUUGGUAGCUUGUGUGAACUUGGCAGCACAGAUAUCCCAGCAUUCAUUUCGUCAUUCAAGCUAAGAGCGGUGAGCAGUACCGUACCGUAUAGUUUCAUUAUCCAAGAUGCUAUGGUUCAACGUUGUAUAUUAUUACUGUUUACAUUUUUAGGAGCCAGCCCCAAAAAAAGGAGACAAUAGACCUCUGGAACCAACCGCCUACAUCUCCACUCUAUAAUCUAUGACCUAAACCACAACCAACCAAUCAGAAGAGUGGGUGGUUAUACUGGAACUGUCUUUGUUGUGAUCAACUUAACUCCUCCUGUCUCUCUGUGUCUGUGACUCUCUACCCCUCUCCGGUCGGUCUCUGUACUGUGCUUCUGAAGAAGUGUGUGUGCAGGACUAUAAUAAAGACAGCACAAUUUUGUUACUUUA
This is a messenger RNA of Gadus macrocephalus (Pacific cod), 2758 nucleotides long. RefSeq lists its product as uncharacterized. The record is from RefSeq and is a predicted model, not a curated record. The transcript is spliced from 2 exons. Bases 95 to 916 code for a protein of 273 amino acids. NCBI's taxonomy places the organism in Eukaryota, Metazoa, Chordata, Actinopteri, Gadiformes, Gadidae.